Dictyostelium discoideum AX4 is the source of this 360-nucleotide messenger RNA. RefSeq lists its product as hypothetical. NCBI's taxonomy places the organism in Eukaryota, Evosea, Eumycetozoa, Dictyosteliales, Dictyosteliaceae. The transcript has a single exon. The record is from RefSeq and is a predicted model, not a curated record. Bases 1 to 360 code for a protein of 119 amino acids.
AUGACUGAUAAUUGGGAUAAAGAAAAACUUGCUAAAAAAGCAGCAGAAGGUUUAAAGAAUGCCAAGAAUACUGCAUCCUCAUAUGCCUCUGGAAUAAAUGCAUCAAAAGAUCAAUUAAAUUCAAAUUUCAAAAAUAUUAAAGAGAACAUUUCAAGCAAUUUGAAUAAUGCCAAACAUACUAUUGAAGAAAAUGUCCAUAAUGCUCAAAGAACCGGUUAUCCACCAAAGGUACCAGCUCCUGGAUCAAAUAAAUUCAUUGGUUUCCUAGCUUUGGGUGUAUUUGGUUUAUUUGCUUGGAAAUUCUAUGAAGGAAAGAAAUACAAAGAGAAUGAACAAAAAUUAAUUAAACAAAAACAUUAA